AAAAUUUGCUUCUCAUCCACCUCGGGUCACGCGCUGCACAACCCUGCUGACCUACUUGCGGGCACCCCUCAUCAUCAUUCCAAUUCAACCCCUUUCUUGUUGGGAGCUGAUGGAUGGGUGGUGGGACCCAAUCACUGGCUCUUUUUCUGGGUACCUCCAGCUUCCCGAUACGCAUUUUAUUCACAUGACACUGCAAUGGUGAUCCCAAGAGGAUACGCUGAACUUGAUUUGAGCAAAAUGGAACAUGGAACACGCUGGUCGAAUUGCCGAGAUGCGUGA
This is a messenger RNA of Suillus clintonianus, 279 nucleotides long. RefSeq lists its product as uncharacterized. The annotation marks the transcript as partial. The record is from RefSeq and is a predicted model, not a curated record. Lineage: Eukaryota; Fungi; Basidiomycota; Agaricomycetes; Boletales; Suillaceae. The transcript has a single exon.